This is a messenger RNA of Coffea arabica (coffee), 687 nucleotides long. NCBI's taxonomy places the organism in Eukaryota, Viridiplantae, Streptophyta, Magnoliopsida, Gentianales, Rubiaceae. The record is from RefSeq and is a predicted model, not a curated record.
AUGAAAAGAAACAUACUGGUAGUGACUCUGAUAGCAUUGGUGUUUGUCAAUUCAUCAUUUGCAGAAUAUUCUAGAAACCAUCCCAAGGAUAACCAUACAAAAUUGAGUCCACAAGAAGAGGAUCAAGAACUAAGAAGUGCUCGAAGAAGAAAUAGAGUUGGCAGUAGAAGGAGGAGCAGUGGUGGCAGUAGAAGAGACCGCAACAGAGGAAGAAGAUCAAGAGGAUCAUCAAAUUGUGGUCCCCUUUAUUCAUAUUUAUUUGGAAGCUGUGGGAAAUGGCCUUUCUCAAGGUCUUACGGAAACAACCCUUUCCUACCUAGGCCAACUCCCUCUCCCCGCCCGACUCUGUCGUGGCCGCCAAUUAUGCAGCCUUCUCCUCCUCUUCCUCCACUCAUUCCUUUACAGCCACUGCUACUUUCUUCCCCUCCACUUGUAGUGCUACCACCACUGCUCAUACCUUCACCACCAGCCAUAUCGCUGCCUCCACCCGUAGUCCCUUCACCGCCACUUGUUCAACUGUCAUCGCCGCCUGUAUCACCUUCACCUUCACCCCCACCACCUGCAAUUCCUUUCUCGCACCCACCAUCCCCAUCCCCUCCACCCUUCACCAUCGCCACCUCCGCCCUUAUCACCACUACCUUUGGUCCCAUCGCCACCCCCAUCUUCACCAUCCCCUCCUUCUCCUGA